AUGGAAGAAGAAGUCGCAGCCCUCGUCAUUGACAAUGGUUCUGGAAUGUGCAAGGCCGGUUUCGCCGGUGACGAUGCUCCAAGAGCUCUUCCAUUGUCGGUCGUCCCCGUCAUCAUGGGAACUGAUAAGGGAUAUUAUAGUAUUAUGAUUGGUAUGGGUCAAAAGGACUCAUAUGUUGGAGAUGAGGCGCAAUCCAAGCGUGGUAUUCUCACCCUUAGAUACCCAAUUGAGCACGGUGUUGUCACCAACUGGGAUGAUAUGGAGAAGAUCUGGCAUCACACUUUCUACAACGAACUUCGUGUAGCACCAGAGGAGCACCCAGUUUUGCUCACUGAGGCCCCAAUCAACCCAAAGUCCAACAGAGAAAAGAUGACACAAAUUGUCUUUGAGACCUUCAACGCCCCUGCAUUCUACGUCUCUAUUCAAGCCGUCCUCUCCCUUUACGCUUCCGGUCGUACCACCGGUAUCGUUCUCGAUUCCGGUGACGGAGUUACUCACGUUGUUCCAAUUUACGAGGGUUUCUCUCUUCCUCACGCCAUUGCUCGUGUUGAUAUGGCUGGUCGUGAUUUGACUGAUUACCUAAUGAAGAUCUUGGCUGAGCGUGGUUACACUUUCUCCACCACUGCCGAGCGUGAAAUCGUCCGUGAUAUCAAGGAGAAGCUCUGUUAUGUUGCUCUUGACUUUGAGCAAGAAAUCCAAACCGCCAGUCAAUCCUCCAGCUUGGAGAAGUCAUACGAACUUCCUGAUGGACAAGUUAUUACCAUCGGUAACGAGCGUUUCCGUGCUCCAGAAGCUUUGUUCCAACCAUCUGUCUUGGGUCUUGAGAGCGGUGGUAUCCACGUUACUACCUUCAACUCCAUCAUGAAGUGUGAUGUUGACGUUCGUAAGGAUUUGUAUGGUAACAUUGUUAUGUCUGGUGGAACUACUAUGUACCCAGGUAUCUCCGAUCGUAUGCAAAAGGAAAUUACUGCUCUUGCACCAUCAUCGAUGAAGGUCAAGAUCAUUGCACCACCCGAGAGAAAAUACUCCGUCUGGAUCGGUGGUUCUAUUUUGGCAUCUUUGUCCACUUUCCAACAGAUGUGGAUCUCAAAGCAAGAGUACGACGAGUCUGGACCUUCCAUUGUCCACCGCAAGUGUUUCUAA
Botrytis byssoidea is the source of this 1143-nucleotide messenger RNA. RefSeq lists its product as uncharacterized. The record is from RefSeq and is a predicted model, not a curated record. The coding region runs from base 1 to 1143 and encodes 380 amino acids. The transcript is spliced from 6 exons. NCBI's taxonomy places the organism in Eukaryota, Fungi, Ascomycota, Leotiomycetes, Helotiales, Sclerotiniaceae.